CGUAAUGAGACGUCUACGUAUAUAACAUCUAUGAUUUUUCAUCGGACGUGUUGUGCCGUAAACCGCGGCCGUGAGAGAACGCAUGGGACAGAGCAGAGGCAGCGUGUGUGUUCAUUUCUAACGUAAGUUACUGGAACUAAAUGUCUACAGCCUGUUAUCGAUUAUGUUUAUGGUUCAGAUAUAAGACAGAAGUGCGUGAGAUCAUCAGUAUAGGAAUGUUUGUUGUUGUCAUCAUCAGGUGUUGAUGUUGUUAGCUGACAGAGCUAGCUUUGAGAAAAGCUACAGUCCGAACAAACUCUUUUAAUCUGAGCAAACAGAAGUGUUUUUUUGCAUCAACAUCAUCGGGAAUAAUUGACAUAUUAAAGUAAAAUGUACUCAACAGAAGAAAGAUUUACUCUCAGUAUUUAGUGUUUAUUUUUGGGCCUUUUGCCCAGUUAGAGUAAGAGAGUAUUCCUGUGGUUUAUGAGCUGACUCCUUGGGGGAAAAGUUACCUUAAUAUCAUGGUUAGGUUUAGAUUUGAGUGUUGUUCCUCCAUUUAUCACCUGUGCUUUAAAAUCAUUGCAAAUAUCUCGCACAUCUAUUCAGCCAGCAUGUCGAAACUCUGUGUAAUCCUCAUGAAAACUGUCAUAUGUAGAAUAUAUGCAUCACCUUAUUGACCAUACUUAUCUGUGGACAUUUUCACAUCUGCUGAUACUAAUAAUACAUUUAUUGGCCAUUAUCAAUAUUAUACUUUCAAAGCCUCUUUGGAAAUCCUUGAUCUUCCCAUAAAAUCAACUUCUAAGCUGCUUCAGUAAAUCAAACUACAUCUGGCCUGUAAAAGCUUUGCUUGAACAUCUGGCUUAAGGGCAGAAAAAAUGCUCAUGUUUAGUGUUGAUUCAUCAUGUUCAUGGUCAAAUACUGUCCUCAUUUAUCUUCUCCACCUCCAGCAUUUUUACACCAUUGCUUAUCUCUGACCUAAAACUGAUUAGGUUGAUGAUUUUUACUCCAAAUUCACCUGUUCUGUAUUAUUCUAACCCAUGUUUGGCCUACAUGUCAUUAAAUAAUGGCUGUUAGUGGUCGACUGAUAACGGUUUUUCAACAGCUGAUGUCAAAACUUAUAAUGGUAAAGCAGGACAUCCAAUAGAUGAAAUCUAGUGCUCAUAUCACAUUGUUGUUUUUACUUUUCUUAUGUUUUUAAGCAUUUUACAACUACGUAAUACUUAAAAACGAUAAACAAAGCUGCUGGACAUAAAUGAAUGAGUGAAUGUUGUAUUAAGUAUUUGUUUGUCCAGCUGUUUUAGAUCAUUAGAAAAAUAAGUAAAAAUUUAAGGUAGCUGUUGUGAUCAAAAAGUCAUAAGUCCACUAUUUCAUGCACAAAAUCAUAGUUAUCCGAGCCAGUCACAUUUUUAAAAAGACAUUUAUUGAAUUUUGGAAAUAUAAUGACUUUGUGAGGGUCGAUGCUGAUAUGAUGCAGAUUACUAAAAAGAAUAAAAAGCGACUGAUAAAUCCGUCUGUCUCUGCAGGCUAUUUUCAGAUGUUUAAAGAAACUGUGAACAGUUAGAGUACCAGUCAUCCUGCUUCAUUUCUACAAACACUCAGCCAAGGCAUUCUCAAAAUUGGCCUGUAAUCACUGCAUGUAGUUGAUCGGUUUAGACCAGAUUUCUAAUAAAUUGUGUUUCUGUGUUUUCAUUUCUGUCUCAUUUUCUCGCUGGGAUGUACUUUAGGAUGGAGGCUAAAUCAAAGAAAUCCUUCUCUCCUAAAGGGGGAAAGAAAUUCACACAGAAAGGAAAAGGUAAGAUAAAGUGUCUGUUUUCCAGCCUGGAGCACCAUCGGUCUGUGUCAGGGUGUUAUCUGACAACUCGCCCUUUUUACAGAUUCCAUAGGGACCAAACUUGGUGGAAAACCAGGCGGUAAACCAGGCAGCAAAAAGCCCUUCAAACCGUACAACAGCAGACCAGGAAAGGGCGGCGACGGCAAGAAUCAGCAGAAAUUUGCCUUCUCUAAAGCUGGGAAAGGGCCACAGAAGAGGAAACUACCACCCUUCAAAACUCAAAAUAAAGAGGAGGGUGAUGGUAAGAAAACAGAGUGCUUUUCUCCAUGUAAAAAAAAAUAUGUGUUGGGUUACUUAUCUCCAAAUGUGUGGGUUUCUAUCACCAGGUCCUCAGACUAAGAAGAUGAGGAAAGGUGAACUCAAUCCAGAGUCAAAUGAGGAGCUGCAGAAGAACAGGCAACAGAGGAAGAAGGACCUUAAAAACAGCAGACAGCAGGCAGAAAGAAAGGAAAUGUUUGAGAUCAUCUGUCAGGCUAAACGAGUGUGGGAAGAUCUCAGGAGGUACAGUUAACACAGCCACAUACAUGCACAACCAGAGUUACUUUUUACAAAACAUUUUCAAACAAACCCAGAAAGACUGGGCUGCAGUUUUAGUGCAGAGAUUAGUGUUUCACUUUGACUUAGAGGAUGCUGUGUUUGUGUCUCACAGGAAGAAAUGUGAGAACGACGUGAAGACUAAACUGAUGAAGGAUCUUCACAAACUGAUUAAUGGAAAGAUCAAACAGGUUCGUCUUUCUCGCUCACGGUUUGAAACUGUACAACAGAGCUGCAGCAUCACUGUCUCUGAGGAAUAUGUACAGUCUGCACAGUGACACACAAUACAAGAUGAUACAACACGAUUUAUACGACACAGAUACAAUAUAAUGUAAAUUUUUCUGUUUUGUUUUAGAAAUUAGAGAAAGCUGAUGCCUAAACAUUAAAACAUAAACAUGUAACAAUGUAAACCUGUACGACUGUAUCUAUAACAGCUUUAGAUGUGUCUACAGUCAGCUUCCAUUAAUCACAGUAACCCUCAGGAAAACGUCUUCCUUGUGAGCUCUAGUACUUUUUAUCUUAAAUGUCACAAACUCCUGUCAAGAAAUCAGUGUGGGCUGUUUGAAGAAGUUUUUUUGAUUCAGUUUAUCAAUAGAGAAUGGUGAACUUACUUUGUUGCAGCGUAUGUGUCAAUGGGAUUCAUUUAAAAGCUUAUCUUUUUGAGUCAAUUAUUACGACUUUGGUCUUUUUGUAGACUCCUAUUUAAGAUCAGUUAUUAAUUUUAAUGAAGUCAGAAUUUUUUCUGUGCUGUUUAAACAUAGCUACUACACCUGCAUGGAGACACCAUUUAAAAGUGAAUCAACAGUCCCAUGUUGUUGCAGUGUUAUAUAUCUUAGAUGAUGAUUUCAUGUUUCCUGUCCCUUUUGCCUCCAGAUGGCGUUUGCUCACGACUCUGUGCGAGUGCUGCAGUGUUUCAUUCAGUUCGGCAGCCAUGAGCAGAGACAGCGAGUGUUUGAGGAGAUUAAAGGUGAGGGCACAUUGUCACCUGCUGCUCUAUAGCUCUUCUUUCUGUGUCUUUCUUAUUCCUAUGAGUGCAUUGUUUGAGCGUAUUUAGACAGCUGUUCUCAAACUGAAUAUGCAGGUCUACAAAUACGAGGAUGACUGUUACACAUUUAAUUUUAAAAUCUGACUUGUGUCCGGCUAAAGCAGCUACUAGAAACAACUUGACUGUCUGUGUUCGUUCUCCCCUGCAGAUGAUAUCCUCGAACUGUCUAAAUCUCAGUACGGCAGACAUGUGGUGAAAAAGCUGCUUAUGUAUGGGUGAGUAUAACAAAACAAGACACACUAUUUUUAAAGUGCAAAUAAACUAAAUGUUCUUAACAUUAUAACAAUAAAGUGCCCCAAUGUUUGAGCUGUGAAAAAGUCUUAAGGGGAGAAACAAAACAAAAAGAGUAGAAAUGCAUAUUUUAGGUUCAAAAAGGUUUAUAUUGUGGCCUAUUUUUGUUUCCCUUUAUUUUGCGUUUUAUCGUUGAGCAUCAAAUAAUUGUAUUUUUUUUUAUUAUCCAGUAAAGAAUUUAGUUCUCACUAUUUUGGGGUUGCAGUUUCUCUUUUUUUUGUUUUUGUUUAACAAAUUCCAAGUAUUAAUCUAAUUUUCCUCAAAGUAUGUUAAACCUGAUACAUCAAUAAAGCCUGGAGAGUGUUUUUCCUACAUUUUAACACAGUUUGACACAAAUGAAAGAUUUAAGAAGAAGAAUUCAAAAUGCAAAAAUCAAACUUGAGAGGAAUUCCUGUUUCUUUCUCAAAGAAAGGUUGGAAGAAAUUUCUUCCAUUUUUCCUGUUCUAAUAAUGAUUACAUGAAUGUGUUGUGUGUCCAUGUUUCUCCAACAGUAACAAAGAGCUGCUGGCGGCUUUGAUGCCAACAUUUAAAGGUCACGUGCGUCAGAUGCUUCGUCAUGCCAUGGCUUCAUCCAUCAUUGAGUACGCCUACAACGACAAAGCCGUGCUCGCACAGAGACUCAUGCUCACCGAGGAGCUGUACGGGAACACCUUCACUGUGUGCAAGGUACACACACAUACACACACACACACACACACACACUACUGUUUGUAUGCCAUAGAGCGGUGGUUUUGUGUAUAAAAUAGCAGCUGCUGAGAAUGGUUUUGUUUUGUUUGUGUUUGUUCAGUCCUGCGUGUUGAACACUGUUGAGAAGGUCGUCACGGAGAACCCCAACAAACUGAACAACAUCAUCGAUGAGAUGAAGCAGAUCAUCACACCCAUGGCUCAGAAGUAAGAAAAGAAAAUUAAAGAAAAAAAGAAAAACACAGCAGAUAAGACCUGAGAGGUCAAGUAUGGAGUGAAAGUCUGAGCAUAUUAACAAAAAGAGAAAAAGUUCCAUUUUACCCGUUGGCAAGGAAACCAGCAGUUUCUGAAGAAAAAGAUGAAACGAGAGAUUCCUGAGUCUUUCUUUUGCUACAUCAGUAGAAGAUUGGCUUUGAAGCUUUGGCUAAUUUGGUCAGAUUUGAAGUCAUCAGUAAUAUUUACAACAUAAUAACAUUUCAGAAGGUCAGAAGCAAAAAGAUAAAAACAGAUAUGCAAUUAUUAUUUGUUUUAAUUUUGAAUUUGCUUGUGAAUGAAACAAACUUUUUCACCUGCUUAACCUAUUCUUCAGUAACAUACAUGAUUUAAUCUGUGUGAUGUCUGAUUUCAGAGAACAGGUCAUCAAACACUCUAUAGUCCACAAAGUCUUCUUGGAUUUCUUCCUGCUCUCCCCUGAAAAACAGAGAACGGUAAGACGCUCCUCCUCUUCUCACACAGUGCAUCCAGAUAGAAUAAAGGUAUAUUCCCAUAAUUAUGGGAACAAUCAUGGAUAAGAUAUGAAUGUGUAACAGCAUAUACGAGGUACUGAAAUAUCUGAUCAACAGUCAGUCAAAUUAAAACAAGGACAUUAACGGCGAUGGUUGUAAUAUGAUAUAAAAAUAGAUAUAUAAAACUGUAACAUGUCCUCUUUCUCCUGUGCUGUUGUCCUGAUAUGAGCAGGAGAUGAUUGAGUCCAUCAGAGAGGCGGUCGUCUACAUGGCUCACACACACGAUGGGGCACGAGUGGCGAUGCACUGUCUGUGGCACGGGACAGCCAAGGUAUGCAAACACACACACACACACACACACACACACACACACACACACACACACACACACACACACACACACACACACACACUCAAACUCAAACUGCUGUCUAUAGACUUUAUGGAUUUCUUAGCAAUAGAAAGACUUCAUCAGUGUCCACAUGUGUAUUUUUGCCUUGUGUGAUGCACCGGACUGAACAGGUCAUUAGACAGGACUUUUCCCCUCAAAGUACACCCAGUGAAGGGGUUGGAUCUUUUUACUGUAACAUCUGUCAAUCUUUGUUUUUAUUGUAGCGUAGUUUUCUUCUCUGCCUUUAUAAACACGUCUCUGUAUUACAAUGAAAGUUGAAGUCUUACAAUGGAAAUGAUAGAAAUAUUUUUUUGUCUGUACAGUGUUUUUGUUUUAAGCCAAAGUUUUGCGUCUUGUUUCAGGACAGAAAAGUCAUCAUCAAAACUAUGAAGACGUACAUGGUGAAGUUUGCGACGGUGAGUUUCUUUAGUUAGUUUAGUUAUCAUCAGAAACUGUUAGUUUCUGGUUUUUACAUGAUAAGGAUGCAGAAAAAGAUGGUUAUUAACACUGAGGAGGUGUUCAAAUGAGGACACUUCCUUCAUUUCCUCUGUUUUUCGCUUUGCCAUUUGUUAACUUUGUUAUUUGUCCACAGGGCGAGUUUGGCCACCUGGUCCUUUUAGCCAUAUUCGACUGUGUGGACGACACAAAGCUGGUCAAACAAGCCGUGCUCUCAGUAAGUCUGAUGUCCUGUUGUUUAAAGAUGCUCCGUCAGGGAUGUUCCUGGUCAGGAUUGUUGAUAUACAAGCACAAUAACUGUUGUGAUCUUGAACUCUUGCUUCAUGUUUUUGGCCCAAUUAGGAGAUCUUGUCCUCACUGAAUGAAGUCAUCAGUAACAAGUAUGGCAAGAAGGUUUUGUUGUACUUGCUGAGCCCCAGAGACCCGGCUCACCUGCUGCCAGAGAUCAUCAAGGUGCUGGAGCAAGGAGACAGCAAUGCGCACAGGUACCGGCUCUCCUAACCUUCGCUUAUCUUACUCCUACUGUUAAAGUCUGACAAAGAAUUUGGUAAAAAUGCAACAGAAAGGAAAACACGGAGACUUUUCCCAUGAUGGGUAAAAGUACUAGCACUGACACAGCAGGGGUAGCAUGGGGUCUACACACCAGUAAAUCGCAUGUAUCAAAGUGAUUUCUCCUCUGUCUUCCUCUCCUCAGUAAAAAGGACACAGCGACUCGGAGGAAGGAGCUGCUGGAGGCCGUCUCCCCCGCUCUACUGGAGCAUCUCCGCGACAACUCCUCCGCCAUGGCGUUGGACAAGGCCACCAGCGUCACCGUCAGCGACAUCCUGGCGUCAGCCUGCGGGGACCUGCGGCCCGCCAUGACAGCUGUGGCUCAGCUGGCCAAUCAGGAGCUUGUGCCAGGAGGGAUCAGCGGACAGGUAGUUUGUUUGUGUCUAGGAAAAGAAAGGAAGUUGAAGUUUAUCCGUCAACGGAUUCUGGAAAACACAUCAGAAGAAAAAGAUUAUCUUUGUAGCCAGCAUUAAACACACGAUAAAAGUGACCAUCGGUUGAUAAAAUUAAUCAGGACAGAGAGACCAGAAGAGUCUCGCUUUGUCAUUGAUUGAUCUGAAUGAAUACAAUUUUAAACAGAUACCUAAACUUUGGUGAAGUUGCUGUUGUCUCUAAACUCUGUGUCUGUGUUUGUGCCGCAGCUUCACAUGGCCGAGCAUCCUGCAGGACACCUGGUGCUGAAGUGGCUCAUCGAGCAGGACACGAAGCUCGCAGAGGCGGAGAAGGAAGGUAAAGAAAAUCCUACCUAACACAUCUUAUUGGUCUCUUAACUGCUAACACAGGCAGAUAAUAUUCUUCUUGCAUGCUGACGUUAACACUGUUGAACCUUUUUAAAAACUCAGACUUGCAUGCCUGCUGGCUCCUUACAUUUACUUAGGGUGAAAUGAACUGGAAUUGAAUGUCCGUGCACCACUUCACGCAAAGAGCACCCUAAUAAAUGUUUACCCUGCUUGUUAAAAUCUGUAGUAACUAUAUUUUCGUUGGACAGUGUGAGACAAGAUGAGUUAAAAAAGAGAACAAUCAUGCCUGUCACCUAAAUAGGAUGUUGGUUAAAGUGUGAAAUGCUCAGAAGGCCACAAGAGGGCGCCAACUGUUUUAAAAAUGUAACCACAACCCAUUAGAUCGUCAGAUGACUGUCUAACCUACAUUAGAGCAAUUUAAAAACUUCACAUUUGAAGUCAAAGAUAACAGACACAGUCUCCUUGGGUUAGACAUCAAUGAAAAUACAUGCCAGAGUGUGUAAAGCUAAAGAUUUCUCUGUUCCCUCUCUCUCUCUCAGAGCGCUUUGGCAGGAUUCUGAUCGACACAGUGGGAACAGAAAAACUAAAGACCUGGAUCAGAGUCAACAGAGGAGCCAUGGUGCUCAGCAGGUUAGUGUGCACAUUCACACCAAAGACUGUCUAUGGGACAUAUGGAGGGUCGUAUAUUUUUAAUGGCCAGCGGGAUGGUACUGGUUGUUUGAAUGAGCCUGACUGUACUUUACAUCAGCAGAGAAGGAACCUUCGUUUCAGCUUCUUUAUUUACUCACAAACCACUUCAAGGUCUUGGUCUUUGUCCAAGUCAUUUUUCACCAUAAAUAAUCAUGUUGUCAGUUAUCCUCCGAUUUAGAGUAGAUGAGCGGACGAGGCAUUAGUAUGUCUUUGCUGCCUGCUGUUUAAAGUGACUAAAGUAAAGGCAAAGUCAGACAAAUUCUGGUCUCUCACAGCUACAAGGGACUAAUCAGGCUCAUUUUUUUAAGUUGUUCAGCGUUUUUAACAGCAGAAGAGUUUUCAUGCUUAUUCUGCAGCUUUUUUACAAACCUUCACACUUUUUUUCCUCCCCCCUGCAGCCUUCUGAACAGCUGCGACACGUCUGUAUCUUCAGAGGUGAAGGCAGCGCUGGAGUCCAUCAAAUCAGAGCUCAGCAGCAUGACUGGCAACAAAGGAGCUGAAAUCCUGCUGGAGAAUCUGAACAAGUAGACGUGUCUGACAUUUGAAACAAACUGUUGAGUCCAUCUCUUCCUGUGGAGAAGUGGAUCUUUUUUUUUUCCAGAAAAUGUCUGCAAGUCUGCAACCAGGAACAGAUUCAAGAAGUGGAUACAGGCUGGAGCAGACCUUGAGUGAUAUAAAACUAAACGUAAAUUUGUGUAAAAGCUUCGAGGAUGUCUUUUGUGAAUAAUGAAAUAAAAGUGUUGUAGGGACUGAGUGACAUUACGAGAGGUCUGUUUGUGAUUCUGCUUGUGUUAAGGGAGGAAUUUCUUUUUUGUUUUUUGCAAAAAAACAACAAAAAACAGUAGCUGUUACUUAAUUAUAAAAAUCCAUCUGUUUCACGUUUUCUUUGAGUCCAACUAAAUACCAUCCUCUGCUCUACUGAGGUUCCUUUUAUAACACAAAUACCUGUUUUUGUCACCACUCACUCACUUUUAUUCUCACUUAAGUGUUGCGUUAUCAACCUCAGGAUCAAAAGCAGAGAGGAUCUGAUGUAUGAUUGAUUGGGCAGUAAAGAGUACAGCUGUUCAAAAACAGAAACUCUAAUUUGAGGUGAUUCUGUUGUAAUGUUGGAGCAAGUUUUGGGAAUGUGUCCAUUCAGGAAUUCAUCCAGACAACUGAAACACUGAGAAAGUUUAAACAAGUUUACUUCUAACAGGUCGACUUCUUCGAAAAAUCGGAGCUCAAGAACGGCUUUAUUGUCUUGUAUUUAACAUAUAUUUAAGAAACAGUUCAGGUUUUGGGGUACAAUUAAAGAGAUGUCUUUAAAGAGUGAAGUGCAAAACACAUCGCUUUACUUGUUUGCAUAUAACAUUAAAGAUGUCCCCCCCACACACAUUCAUGGUUUAAAAAACCUCGAACCUGUGCAGCUGGAGCUAAAACCAAAACGAUUCUGUGUUUUCCAUCUGUGAAUACAAACAGCAGUGUAGGUUCCUGUUAUCUCAAAGUUUGUAUGAAUUGUGCCACCCUGUGCUUCAGAUUUUUAUGUAACACUUUAUUACUUAUUAUUGUAUCUGAUAAGGAAACGUUUGUUCACAAAAUAAAGAUGAAUUCUUAAAUCUACCUGAA
This is a messenger RNA of Xyrichtys novacula (pearly razorfish), 9520 nucleotides long. NCBI's taxonomy places the organism in Eukaryota, Metazoa, Chordata, Actinopteri, Labriformes, Labridae. The record is from the annotation of a GenBank genome assembly.